AUAUAAUCAUCAUUUAGAUGAAGUAAUGAUACAUUUAAAAAAUAGUAGAAAAAAAGCAGUGCCAAAAGUACAAAGCAAAAUAGGAUAAUACAUCAAUGAUAAUCCUGAUGCCUAAUUGCGAGAUUUAUUAGAUCAAGAGGAGUUGUUGGAGUCCAAACAAAACAUCAAAUUUUUCGGUGAAUUGUAACAAUACAUUAUCGAAAUAGUGUUACAAAAUCUCCAGAACGCUUUUGGGAAAUGCUAGAAAUAAUUAAUCUCAGGCCCAAGGGGAAUGAAGAAGUCAUCCCUAACAAGUAAAUUUAAUAGUGAUCUCUAGAUAUCCUUUUCUAGUAAGUGAAAUUAUUGGAAGUAGAGAGGAUUAGAUAAUCAAUUAUUUUUUUGAUUAAAAGGGACCCGAGGAAUUUGAAUUCCUUAAUAUGCUUUUCAAAACAAUAGACAGAGAUUAUAUUGAUAACACACUUGCAGGGUAUGUGGCAAAAAUAUUAAAAGCAUUAAUUGAAAAAAGGGGAUUAUGCGUAAUUCUAUAAAAAAUAAUAUGUAGCUUUGGAAAUAUAUAUUAAACCCACAAAAAGAAAGUUAAUAUAUAUUAAAGGAUCUUAUUAAACUAUUAGAUGUUCAUCAAAUUGCAGAAAUAAUAUAUAACCUUAUUCGAUUAGAUGUAAUUAGAGAGGAAGGCUAAGAAGUUUAUAUUAAUCAAAGGUUAGAAUUACUCUCACGCAUUAUUGAUUAUUUAUAAUCAAAAAGUUAUAACAGUGUGAUUGUGGAGAAUGUAUCUUAUAUUUUGCAAAACAUUAUAACUGUAACAACUGAUGAUGACGAAAGAGCAUAAUUUAUUAAUACAAUUCUAUCAUCCAGUUUGAAAUAUGAUUCAAUAGUAUUAAGAAUUUUAAUCUUUAGUUCAUUAGCAAGUCAAGUUCAUUGGUCAAGAUUCUGAUAAUCAUACUUGAGUACAUAUAGAGGGAUAUUUAAACAGGACAAAAUAAAAUAUUUUAAAAUUAUUCACUAAUCUAAAAUGUUUCCAAUUAUCUGACAGACUUGCUUAAUUUAGAUUUAAAUUUAAGUAAUCUCUCCAUAAAAUUUAGCUCCAUUUCUGACAUCCUAUGGGGUAAACUAGGAACCAUUAGGCUAAUUCAAAUUACAAUUGAUCUAAUUAUACUUGAAGGCAUUAAAAAUGAAUGACCCAUAAAUUAUUCCUUACUUUUAGCAUUAAAAUGUAUGUUAUUCAAUGAUGCAACUGAUUCUUAAACACGAAUUCAAUAAUGCUAUUUAGAAUCUCUUCGUAGAGGUGAUCGAAUUAGUUAUGAAGAAUGAUUCAUACGUUGAAAUUCAAGAGGCUUACAAAGCAGGCAAUCUCAUGGGAUUUUUUACUUACCUUAACUAAUAAGAGAAAUAUCAAGUAGGAACAAUAAAAAAAUAAAUCACUAAAGGAUUUUAAGGAAUGGCAAAUAAACUUUCAUUCCUCUUGUACGAAGAUUUCUAAGAUGAAAGUUGGACUGCUUAUCUAGAAAAACACUAAUAGAUUUUUUUGAACGAAAAUUAAUAUUUACUUGGGUAAAAUCCAAAUUACAUUGCGAAUGAGGAAUAAGUAGAAGCCUUGAUGUAAUCAAUCUAACUUACUAAAAGCAGCAAUAUUUUAAAUUAGCCUUAAGAGAUGGAAUAAAACUAAAAUUAAAAUUAAUAAUAACAGUAACAAUAACAACAACUAUAACAAUAAUAAUAAUAACAACAACAACAACAACAAUAAUAACUGUAACAAUAGCAACAACCAUAACAAUAACAACAACAACAACCAUAGUAAUAAUAACAACAACCAUAAUAAUAAUAAUAAUUAAUUUUACAACAAACACCUUAAAUCUAAGAAUAAGAAUAUGUUUAACAACAGAUCAUUAUUCCGUUACAGGAAAUGAAAGUCUAAGAACCUAAAACAGAAACAAUUGGAUCGUAGGAUAGUUUUAAAAUAUCAUCGAGCUAAAAAUUUGGUGAGAUUGAUAAUUUCAUUUAAGAUUAAGAAGAAAUUUAAAAUUAAAAUGAUUAAAUGAAUCAAUUCAGUUAACUUGAGGAUUAACCCCGCAUAAUAAGUGCAAGUAAUCUAAAUCAUAUUUUUUAGAAAUACAGGAAGUUCUAACAAGUAAUGAAUACGUAAAUCCGGAUAUAGCAGAUUCAGUAAUUUUUGCAAUCAAAAAGUAAACUAGAAGUGAAGGAAAUAGCAAAAGUGGAGAACUGAAAAUAGAUCCACUUGAUAAUAGAAGAAGAAGAUAAACAAUCUCGUAUAGUGGACCAAAACCAAAAUCCCCAAAAUUCCCAAAAAGAAACUCAAUGGAUAAAAAAAAUCAGAUUUUCUGUCCUCUUUAACAAAUCUAAAGUGGGAAUAAAAAUAAGUGAAUUUUAUCAUUUAAUACACAUAAUAUCAAAC
Paramecium octaurelia is the source of this 2413-nucleotide messenger RNA. The record is from the annotation of a GenBank genome assembly. NCBI's taxonomy places the organism in Eukaryota, Ciliophora, Oligohymenophorea, Peniculida, Parameciidae.